AUGACCGUUAAACUUGUGGUACUUAUUAUGCUUGUCGUCAUCGAAGAUGAUACACUUGUCGUGGUCGCAGCCAGUGUUACUCCCGUUGUGGUUAGUGAACUUGUUAAUGUUGCCACUGUUGUGGUUAAUGAACUUGUUAAUGGUACUAUCGUUGUGGUUAGUGAACUUGUGAAUGUUACUAUCGUUGUGGUUAGUGAACUUGUGAAUGUUACUACUGUUGUGGUCAGGGGACUUGUUAUGGUACUACUUGUGGACACUUGUGUGGUAACAGAUGCUGUCGAAGUCGAAACUGCUGAAUAA
This is a messenger RNA of Didymodactylos carnosus, 300 nucleotides long. The record is from the annotation of a GenBank genome assembly. Lineage: Eukaryota; Metazoa; Rotifera; Eurotatoria; Philodinida; Philodinidae.